CCCCUCCCCUCCGCCUCCUUUUUUCUCCCUCUGCUCUCUUCUCUCCUUCCACAUUCCCCUGCUGGCUUGGUGCCUGUGUUUUGUUGCUGUUUGCGAGGGCACAGGCCUCUUGAGUUGAUGUUUGCACCUCAAAAAGGUCAUCUCUCCGCCCCCGCCACCCUUUGCUCAAGGAGCUGCUGAAGUAAAUAGCCCUGCUGCUGGCGUGGAGUAGAGUGAAGGGUGCCUAUAAACAACUCAGAGCUUAUGGCUCUGCCUGGGGGAAAGAGCACCAUACACUCGGAGUUCGGAGUCUGAGGUUGGUAUGUGUUUAGGAUUCUGUUGCUCUGCUCUGACCUUUCACUUGCUCGGCUCCUUGUACACCGGUCCAGCCGCAGCCCUGCCACCGCGCGUGUGAGGAUGGGGGGUGCCGUGAGUGCCGGCGAGGACAAUGAUGAGCUGAUAGACAACCUGAAGGAGGCGCAGUACAUCCGGACUGAGCUGGUGGAGCAGGCCUUCCGAGCUGUUGACCGCGCAGAUUACUAUCUGGAGGAAUUUAAGGAAAAUGCCUAUAAAGACUUGGCAUGGAAGCACGGCAACAUCCAUCUCUCUGCUCCGUGCAUCUACUCGGAGGUGAUGGAGGCCCUGGACCUGCAGCCUGGCCUCUCGUUCUUGAACUUGGGCAGUGGCACUGGCUACCUCAGCUCUAUGGUGGGGCUUAUCCUUGGUCCUUUUGGUGUGAACCACGGGGUGGAACUUCACUCAGAUGUAACAGAAUAUGCGAAGCAGAAGCUAGACUUCUUCAUCAGGACGAGCGAGAGCUUUGACAAGUUUGACUUCUGCGAACCCUCCUUUGUCACUGGCAACUGCCUGGAGAUCUCCCCGGACCGCUCUCAGUAUGACCGGGUGUACUGCGGGGCCGGCGUGCAGAAGGAGCACGAGGACUACAUGAAGGGGCUGCUCAAAGUCGGGGGCAUCCUCGUCAUGCCGCUGGAGGAGAAGUUGACUAAGAUAACUCGUACUGGUCCUUCUGCUUGGGAAACCAAAAAGAUUCUGGCUGUUUCUUUCGCUCCAUUGAUCCAGCCCUGCCAUUCAGAGUCAGGAAAAUCAAGACUUGUCCAGUUACCACCCCUGGCAGUUCGCAGUCUCCAGGACCUGGCACGCAUUGCCAUCCGGGGCACCAUUAAAAAGGUCAUUCACCAGGAAACGGUGAACAAAGCCGGAAAUGGGCUGAAGAACACUCCCAAGUUCAAACGGAGGCGAGUUCGCCGCCGCCGCAUGGAAACCAUUGUCUUUUUGGACAAGGAGGUCUUUGCCAGUCGGGUUUCCAACCCCUCUGACGAUACCAGCUGUGAAGACUUGGAGGAGGACCGGCGGGAAGAAGAGGUGAAAACCCCAUCAGAAACAAAGCCAGACCCCCCGGUGAACUUCUUGCGUGAGAAGGUCCUGAGCCUCCCGCUGCCAGACCCCCUGAAAUACUACCUGCUUUAUUACAGGGAAAAUAACCGAGUCAUUUCAUCACAGAACACUGUGUGCGUGCAUAGCUGGGAAAACGUGUGUAUUGCCCUAGAUGUGUAAAUUUAAGCUGUUGUGAAGAAGUUUACUUCACAGUUGUGUUUACCUGCUUUUUAACUGGAAGUCAAACCUCUUUCAGAGGAGGAGCAUGCGUUCUGUUUAUCUGCUAACACUUCAGUUUGCGGGUCUUAUUGACAUUACUCUGACUGACUUGUAGAGGCCUCUGCAAUACGUGGACGUUUGGGAGAUAAUAUUAAGUAAAUGGUAUCUAUGAAAUCUGCUAUUAGGUGGCUCGACUGAUUUUCCCCUGUAUGGAUUUCAUUUUUUUUCAAAACCGUAUUUGCCUUUAUGCUAGAUUGUAAAAACUCUUUACAGUGCGUAAGACAUGUUUUCCCCUAUGUAUGUUAAACCUUUCCUAACAUUUUGUAUUUAUGUAUUGUCAGUUUGUGAUUUUUUAGACCAGAAUUUGUUUUAAAAAAUACAUAGAUAUAAUAUAUGUGCAAUGGUUGGCUGUUUAUCUUGUAAACAUAAAGGAGAAUCAUAAGUGAAUUCUCGUGUGCUUAAGCACCUUACACCAGAGUUUGGUGUGAGACACUACUUCUGUUUUCAAAUAGAUGAAUUAUGUAUAGUCUGUGCUGGCUGCAAGCUCUGUAUUUGUAAACCACAUUCUAGACAGCUGCUGACUGCUGUGCUCUGAGGGGUCUGUAUUUUCCUAUGUGAGUUUUGUCCUAAAGUAGUAAAGCCAUAGACAUAGGCAAAACAAAUGAAUUUAUAAAUACUGAGUAGGUGAUGUAGAAAUCAACUGUGUAUUUAAAGACAUUUUUGCCAGUUUGGAACUGUCAGGGAAUUAAUGGAAGAAAUUAGAAACAAAAGAUUCUCAUGAGCUAGUACACAAAGGGUACCUGUAAAGGUAGUGAAGACGCCUGAGCCGUCUUGGCAUUGCUUCUGUUUCCUGUGUGGAAUUGAAAUUCUGGGCUACAUAUUCUUUUUUUCAAAAAUCUUAAAAAAAAUAAACUAACCGCCCCCCC
Vicugna pacos (alpaca) is the source of this 2519-nucleotide messenger RNA. The record is from RefSeq and is a predicted model, not a curated record. Lineage: Eukaryota; Metazoa; Chordata; Mammalia; Artiodactyla; Camelidae.